AUGGCUUUCUUUCCAAAGUGGUUAACCUUUCUAAAAGGCAAAGAGGGCGUUCUUUCUAAUGCCAUCAUUGCAAUGUUGACAAUUGGUGGGCAGCAGCUUUUCUCUUUUUUUACAUUCAGCUGUCCCUGUCAUGUUGGGCAGAACCUUAUCUAUGGGCUGGCUUUCCUAGGGGUUCCUGCACUGAUCCUUCUCAUUGUUGGUUAUGCCUUGAAUAACCAGACUUGGAGGCUGGUUACAGGCAAAAGUUCUCCCCUUCAGGCAGCAGCUAAACCAAACAGGUUACUGCAGUGCAAAUUGAUCUGCUUUGUCUUGUGCAGCAUCACUGGGAGAGCCCUGGUUGCUCCAGUAACGUGGCUAGCAGUCACCCUGGUAAAUGGCUCAUACUACGUCUGUGCCAUGAGUGAGUUUAUCUCUGUGCAGUAUUAUGAAGCUAAUGUUAGUGAUAGUGAACGCAGAACAAUACUGGCUGCAUUUCCAUGCAGUCAGUUAGUCCCUCCAGAGCUGACUCGGGCAAGAGAUGAAGUGAUUCUCAUUCUCCGUUACCAGUCACAAGUGGCUGGCUGGUUUCUGAUUGCUGUGGUAGUCAUCACUGUCUUCCUGUCUUACUGCUUGGCAAGCUGCCUCUCCCCCCUCAGCUUUCUACAUUUUAGAUACUGGAUUAACUACGUUCAUAAUGAGCAGGAGCUUUUUGAUGAAGCAAUAGACCAGCACUCCAGGCUCUAUGCCAUGCAGAAUGUAAAGAAGUUCUUUGGCUUUGUCCCAGGAAGUGAAAAUGUAAAGGAAAUCCGUAUCCCAUCUCUCAGAGAGUGGCAAGCCAUUUCUGGGCUGGCCUUUCUGAAACGAGUGGAUGAGGAGCACUAUGACUACAGCCUCCUCCAUGACUGGGCACUCAGGCAGCCUGCAACUGGAAAAUACCUUAGGACUGGUGAAGACCCUGUGAUCAGAACACAGCCCAAAGCCAUCCACCGCCGAUCGCGGCCGGCGCCAGGCAUGCUUAGCCGAUGCCGGAGCUCAGCGCGCAGGCGCGGGCCGGCGGUGCGAGCGGCUCAUGGCUGA
This is a messenger RNA of Indicator indicator, 1056 nucleotides long. It is a transcript of the gene CALHM4, whose product is annotated as calcium homeostasis modulator family member 4. NCBI's taxonomy places the organism in Eukaryota, Metazoa, Chordata, Aves, Piciformes, Indicatoridae. Gene Ontology annotation, molecular function: monoatomic cation channel activity. The record is from RefSeq and is a predicted model, not a curated record. The transcript has 3 exons. The coding region runs from base 1 to 1056 and encodes 351 amino acids.